GACUUUUGGUACUCCGGAAUAGUCGAGAAUAAACGAUCACGACUAGACGAGAUUUCUCAUAGGUAGUUACUGUUGCGGAUUGUAAAGAAGACAAUCGAGUUGUGUGCUCGUGUGUGGAACGUGUUUCAUAACUUCGGCUAGAAGCGUAUAUUGGGGGGCGUAGCUCCGCGAGCAUAAUUUCCUGUGUCAUACGUCGAUUCCCGGGGCGUACCCGCGCACACCCUCGUCAUGUCUGGGCUCUACGCCUGCGCGUCGUCGUCCUUCCAGUCGGCAGGUCAAAUUCCCUUCAGCCCGACAUCGCCGGGUAAGAGAUCGCCUGGGCGGCCCAGGACCAUGAAAGAGUACGAAGAGGAUUUGGUUAAUCUGAAGAGGGAAAACUUCAAUUUGAAAGUGAGAAUCUAUUUCAUAGAGCAGAACCGCAUCGACCCUAACCUGCCCAAGGAUGUGGAUGAACUGCGUGGUCUGUUCACCGAUCUCAAAGUUGAACAUGAACUUACUAAAAAAGAUUUAUCAAGUAAGGAGGACUUAUUAAUAAAUACAUACAAAGCUUUGGAUGUCCAAAAACAGCAAUUAGAGGCUAUGAACAAUGAUUUUGACGCAUUAAAAACGGAGCAUGAACAGGAAAAGUUGGAGUUGCAGACUAAAAUUGAUGCUUUAGAAAAGGAGCUGAAGGAUUCGUACGCAAAAUUUAUGGAGACUUCUAUACAUCUUGACGACACUAACGCCAUGUACGCAAUGACUUUUGGUCUUGACAAGAAAGCGACAGAAUCCAAACAACCUAACCCCUCAGAGAUCAAGAUAAAAGAAUUGGAGAGUGAGUUAGCCAAAGAGAGAGAGCGUGUGUCCGUGUUGGAAGACAUGAUCAACGUACUGCAGGCAAAGAGUGCCAAGGAUAAAGGAUCUCUAGAACAAGUUCACCAGCAAGUCUGUAGCCUGGCAGAGGAACUGAAGGAGGCUGUGAGAGUGAAAAACGUUUAUCAUAAAAUGGUAAAAGAUGCACAUGAACAACUGAAGACCAAGAGUGAAUCCAUGGAGAGAGAAAUGGCAAUGAAGGAGAUGGAACUGGAAAACAAGAGACGUCAAUUGAAAAAUGUGCAGCGCAACUUAGACUUAGUGACUCGUGCUUCACAGGAGAAACAAGAACAAGCCGUCAACAUCUCCACUCAGACUGAAUUUGAGAAUAAUGCUCAGAGCAUUUUCCUGCAAAACGUAGGACUGAAGCAGGAGGUGAGGAAGCUCCAGAGACAGAUAGAGGAGCGAAGCACGCCGAGAUCGUCAAGGGAGCGUUCGACCGGCCGGCGCAGCUCUGACCUAGACAGAGAGCAAGCGAGACAACUGAGACAGGCUAAUGACAAGUUGGAGGAGUUGGCCAAGGAGAUAAAGGUCUUGAAGGAGAGAGAAGCCAAGAGCUCCAAGGGAUAUCGGCUGCAGGAUGCUGAAAGUUUUAUCCAGGCUUUAGUCAAGGAAAAUAAACUCCUGAAGAGGGAAGUGGAAGAGUUGAAGGCAGCCAAUCGUAAGCUUAGUGACAGGCGUGCAGACUUUGUCAAGGAAGAGGUUGUCAGAGAAAUUGAGGAUUUAAGAAAAAUGACGUCAGAUAAGGAUGUUCUGAUACAAGAACUCAACUACAAGAUACAGGAGUUGAAAGAAGUAAUAAUUGAAAAAGAAUGCACUCUUCAGGAGUACAAGAUGAAACUUGAGUCCAUUCCUCAUAGCAGUGACAGUGCCAACGGGAAAACCGAGUCUGAUCUAAAGAGCUCAGUUUGUAACUCCAACAACGAGGAACAGGAAAAACAGAGUUUAGUGAUGGAGUUAGAGGAGAAGAACAAGGAGGUGGAGUGUUUGAAGAAAGAGUUGAGGAAAAGGACUUUCAACCUACAAGGCUUAGUGAAUACGGAGUUGUGGGACAAGAAUCGGGAAAUCGAAAAGCUGAACAAGGUGUGUGAGCGGAGACAGCUGGAGGUGUUGGCGCUGAAGAAACAGUUGAGAGACUUCCAGGUGCAGGACAAGGUGACAACUCUGGUGGCUCCGAUGUCGCUGCAGAACUCUGGGAUCUUCCUGGAGGACAAGGAGAACCUCCAACCCCGAUCAGACACCAAGGAUUUACUACAACAGCUAGCUGAAGAGAAUCGACAACUGUCGAAGAAGGUGGAGGAGCUGCAGGCAAGGCUGUUAAAUACACCAGAACGCGAUGCAGACAGCCUGCUUGUACAGACGCUGCGAGCUGAGCGUGAUCAGGCGGAUAAGUUGCGUAAGGAGGCAGUGAAUGCCUGCGUACUGCUCACCACACGGCUCCAGGAACUGGCAGACUUCCUUGACUCCUUGCUGCCCUCCCUCUGUGGCAAGAAGCGUAGAGUUGUACAGCAGGCAGUGGAGCGUAGCAGAGAACUUUCCAGAUCUCUGUCGAUAGCAGCAGAAGAAUCGACUCUACAUCACUGUAGUGCCUGGACAGAGCUCCAGCCCAGCCUCUACGUCCCCCUGCUGCCCGACAUCUCCACUGUGGACUUCUGGAGCGGGGACGAGUGCCAAGAGGCGUUCUCAGACGGUGAGGAAGUCGCCAAACUCAAGUCUCAAGUUGAAACUCUGACCGAGGAAGUCAAACAAAGGGACGGAGAAAUAGCGAGAUUCCAAUCGGAGAAGAGUUUUGGGGACAACUUCUUGAAAUCAGCGUUCGGUAACAACGAACAACAGUUCAUGGACAAUACAGAAAGCAGAAUUAUAGAGGAGACGGAGUUUUGUGGCAACAUAGCGGACAUCACUGAGGGCUCUCUGGUGGAGACGAGUGAUCAGAACCAACCGACAAAACUGAACCCGGAAGUGAGGAGUGCCAACAUUGGCAAGAUAACUCUGACCAGCAAGAAGAAGAGUGUGAAAAGCUCACAGACUCCUGUCAGCUUGGAAGGAACGGUUAAGCACCAUGACGGGUUAUCUGAAUAUGAGACCUGGUCUGAGCCAGAUCGUGAUGUUUCCUACGCGCGGAUGGGACUGAAGGAAGAUCCGACCAAUAUGACUAAAUCCAUGCCAAACAACUUUGGUGACACUUCGGAAACAGCUGAUUCGGCACAAAAAUCACCCUCAUCUAGGAGAGGAAGUGAAAUCCAAAGACUACAACGUAAAAUUCGGAAUCUGGAACAAGUAAAUGAAGCUCUGCGAAGUGAGUUGGUAAUCUUGCAUCAGCUGACGCCUUCCGCACUGUCCAGACAGGACAAAACAACCAGCAUUGAGUUAUCAAGACAGAGUCAGUUUUGUGUCCCGUCCCACCUCCUGGAAGAAAUCCGGCACCAGAGGGAAAAACUGGAAGCCUCUCUGUUUCACAAUGAUUACAUAAGACGCCAGCUGGAGUCCACCGAUCCCUCCCUGAGGAGAAAUCAGGGGGAUGAUCAAGAGAAUGCAUCACUUGCACGGCUGAAAGAGGUCACUACCCAGUUAGAGUUAGCUGAGAGUGAAUUGUCUGAACUGAAAUCGGAAAAGGAAAAUUGGAACAAACAAGUGAACUUAUUGCAAACUACUUUGCAACAAAACUCAUCAGAGCUGAUUGAGAAACAACGUGCCCUGCUAGAGUUGGAGGACAAAACUGCUCAAAGAAUCAAAGAAGUAGAAGAAGUGUUUAGUAAAAAAUGUGCACAAUCUGAACAAAAAUGUUUGCAGCUGGAGCAGAAAUGGUUGGAUUUACGAAAUGAAAAAGAUGAGUUAUCAGCAAAAAUGUUAGAGAGCAAUCAGCACGUAAACAAGCUCUUAGCGGAUGUUGAACGAUAUGAACAAGAAGGAAUAAAGAAUAAAAAACUCCAAGAAGAUUUGAACAUUCAAAUCCAGCAAAUAAGCCAACAAAAAGAGGACCUUAAGAGGAUUGUUGCUGAGCAGGAACAGCUGUUGGCCGACGCUGAGAGAGAGCGGCAGGAGUUGGCGACCCAGCUGAUAGCUCGGGACCGUCAAGUGAGCGAGCUACAGAAGCGGCUCAGCUGUCUGGAGUUGAGCAGUGGCGAGCUGGAGAGAGCACUGCGCUCACAGCUGGACCUUGCACUCGACCAGUGCGCUCAGUUCGAGGCCAGGGUACGCGAUCUGGACAGCUCCAACAAGAGGCGGGACGAGAGCUCCGCAGUGGUGGAGGAGCUGCAGAGGCGGCUAGACGCAGCCAGGUUUGCGCACUCCGAGGCUGUGCUGCAGUACACUCGAGUGGCCAACGAGAACAUAAAGCUGCAGCAAGAGUUGCGGCGCAGACAACACGAACCUAACCAAGUGGCGAUAGUGGAGCGGAUCAAGUGUGAGUUGGAGCGGCGGGUGGCAGAACUGGAGGCAGUGAACUUGGAGCUGGAGUCGAAGUUGGCCAGUCUGAACCUGGUGAAGCCCCACUACUCGGACUACGAGACGGAUGGGGGUUCCAGUGUAGCGGGCAGUCCCCGCCGCCAACACCCCCCACCACUACUCAUGCCCUCUUCCCCGCCCUCGUACAAGACUCAGCGCAGCCAAGAUCUCACGUCAGAUUACAUCUCUGACCAAGAAGUGGCUUUGUCUUCCCCUCAGACACAAGCACGGACCAUGUGGUACCCCACAUCUCCUCAUUCUCAUGCCAGUGCAUCCCCCGACCUUGGUAUUGAAAGUGACCAUGGACGUCUGUCUAGCCUGGAAACUCAUGCAUCUAAGUCAACAAUCAUGCCAUUAGGACCUCCAGCCAAGGACUUCCUGAAGCUCGAAGAAGAGAACACUCAACUGCGUCAUAACCUGCAGAAGACCAGGUUCGCACUGGAGGAGACUUUAGCUCAACUCACUGCUGCCAACCAACACAAGCGGCAGUACAAGGCUCAGCUCAGUGCUGCCAACCAACACAAGGCCGAAGUCGAAAGGGCUAUCUGCCAUCAAAUAGACAAAACUCACAGCAUUCUGAAAAAAGCCCGUGUCAACCUGGAAGAAAAUAGCAAAAGCAAACGUUAAGAUCUGUUUGGUACAAUACUCUAUUGUGCUUACAUCUUUUUAACAUGAUACCAGUUAAUUCUGUCCAAUUUAUUUUAAUUUUAAUUGUUUAAUGAUUGUUGAGAGUUUAUUGAAUUACUUUUCCCAUGAAACACUGAGUUUCGGACUACUUACCUUGCCUGAUUUGAUGUUAUUACUUUAUUUAUUGUUAUUACCAAAGAGAAAUCUGUUAAUUUCUUUGAAGUAAAUCUUUUAACCCUUUGAGUGCUAAAGUGUUUUAUAGGUUAUGUGCCAUACAUGAGUAAUGAGCACCGAGUGUCUUUUAAAACUUAAGUGCCAAAUUCAAAAUAGGCUAGUGCCAAAAAUUAUUCACUUGUUAAAGGUAAUUGAAAGUAUAUAAAAUUAUACUUUAAUAUGAUAACUUUUAAUUACUAAAUAUAGUAAAGUGUUUUAAAUUAGCAUUUUCCUAGUAAAUAUUUUAAUUUAUUAUUUUUAAAUUAAUUCAAAGUGUUUAUUGUGUAAAAUCUAUCUCACUUCUAUGUCAAGCUGGGAACAUGUAUUGAAAAUGUUAGGAAAAUAAUGUAAAUAAUUUACAUUACGUUGGAUACAAAAUUAAUUAUAGAAGAAUUCCUCAAAUUAGUAUUAACUUGUAGUAUUACAUAAUAAAAUAAUACUGAUUAUAUGACAACAGUUUAUUUGUUUAUAUAAUUUGUUUACUAACAUAUUGCUCUGGCUCUUAUCACAUGUAAUAAUUGCUAAUAGUGUUAAGCAAAGAUCUUUCACAUUAUUUUGAAUCAAUUAUUAAUUUUUUACAUUAAAUGAAAUUUACUUGUAUACUCAUAGUAGAAAGAAAAUUCUUGUGGCUUCCGUUGGUCCAAAAUUAUUGACCCGUGGAAUACACAAGAGGCAUUCAAAGGGUAGUUCUUUGAUAAUUUAGUAUUAGUAUUAAUAUUUCACAUGGCUUUGUUUUAAUUUUAAUCCCUUAUUUGGUUUACUCAGUUUUUUUUUUUUUGUGGCUGAUUUUGGUUGUUGUAAUACAAGAAACUAGAGUGUGCUCAUUGUUGUGCCAAUUAUAAUUAAGUGCCUACAAAUAUUACAAUUACAGUUUAUCAUGAAUUGAACAAACAGAGCCGUAACAAACAUUUGUAAUAAAACUAAUAUGCCUAAAAAGUAUACUGCAAUACUUUUUGUAAACUAUUAAUAUGUUUAUAUAGUUGAACAUAAUUGUAAAUGUAUAUAGUGCCUUAAGCUGUGUUAAUAUUUUUAUAAUUUUUGUAAAAAAUAUUAAAUUAUUACAAUUUUUA
Homalodisca vitripennis (glassy-winged sharpshooter) is the source of this 6209-nucleotide messenger RNA. Its product is annotated as centrosomin-like. Lineage: Eukaryota; Metazoa; Arthropoda; Insecta; Hemiptera; Cicadellidae. Bases 229 to 4926 code for a protein of 1565 amino acids. Gene Ontology annotation, biological process: microtubule bundle formation; chromosome segregation; centriole replication. Gene Ontology annotation, cellular component: perinuclear region of cytoplasm; microtubule plus-end; mitotic spindle pole. The record is from RefSeq and is a predicted model, not a curated record. The transcript has 19 exons. Gene Ontology annotation, molecular function: gamma-tubulin binding; microtubule binding; calmodulin binding.